GGCUAUCUGUGACGAUUUAAUAGACGAUUUUAAAAAAGUGUACGGUCUACGGUAGUUUCCGUCUUGUUGAAAAAUAGGUUGAUGUAAUAUUAUCGCCGUUCACAGACUUUGUCACCAUCAAUCAUUUGAUUAACAGAAAUGACCAGUUUUGCAGCAAAUUAUGGUAUAUAUUUAUCAGAAAGGAUACAAAAAUUCUAACCAAAAGCGGGCAAGAGUGCUCUAGCAUUUGGGACACCUUUGAAAUUACGCAACCUUGGUACUAUUUUUACGUGAAAUGUAUUUAAAACGCCCUUGAUAUUUGACCACGCGCCCACAGAUGCGUAAUCAAGUGCAUGCGCAACCGCAAAUGCGCAAAGUUGAGAAUCCCGUGAGGUGCCACCACUGCCACUUGCUGGGUUUGUCUCCCACCUUUCAACCUUUUUUAAUUGGCCCGGCCAUUAUUUGAGACGGUAAGUACUUUUUUCCUUAAUUUACAUGAUUUCUCUUCUCAAAAAGACGUAAAAAUCAAUCGAAGUUUGUUCUGUGAAAAUUUGUUUUUUUUUUAGUGCAUAUUUCAGUGCAAAGUAUACCUAGUUGUCAAAAUAUAAUCUGGACUUAUGUAACACAUGUAAUAGCAUUUUGUAACAGUUUUCAGGUGUAUUGCUUACUUUUAACACAUAUAUUGUACAAAUUAAGCUUAUUUAUUCAUACUUUUUUCAUUUCUCCGUUUCUAUAAUAUGCCCUAUAGACAUGAAAAAGCUUGAUUUGCACUUAAAAACUGCAAUCUGUCAAAAAAUCCAGAAUGCUUGAAGGUUAAAUUUAAAUCUAACAUUCUCAGAAUCAAUUAAUCUUUUUAGAUAAAUUCAAUCAAAAUAAAUUUUUGCAAUUUACAAAUCCAAAUUCAAAAUUUUUUAUCGAUUUUGACUUUUGACUACGUCAAAGUCACAUGUCACCCUUGGAGGUUAUCACGCCUAGACCGAAUUCAAAAAUAGCAGCUAUGUUCUCGUCGUUGCUCACCAAAACCUUAUGUCAGCCGGCAGAAAACCAGUCUGUCCCCACACAACAGUGUGAGGUACCCCAAAGAGGCUUAGUGCAGUCCCUGGUGGCAGGGAGACAAAUUGCCGCAGCUGCUGUACAACCUGGAGACAGCUGUGAAUUCGCGUCACUGCAUUACUUCGCUCUUUGUGGACUUGGAGGUAUUCUAUCUUGUGGUAUUACACACACAGCAGUGGUACCACUUGACUUGGUUAAAUGUCGUCUCCAAGUAGAUCCUGCCAAGUACAAGAAUGUAGUGAAUGGUUUUAAGGUUACCUUAAGGGAAGAUGGUGCUAGGGGUCUUGCCAAGGGAUGGGCACCUACCUUCUUCGGAUAUUCCAUGCAAGGUCUUUGCAAGUUUGGUCUCUAUGAAGUCUUCAAGGUACUGUACAGUGACAUCCUAGGUGAAGAUAACUCAUAUCUGUACAGAACAUGGUUAUACCUUGCUGCCUCUGCAUCUGCAGAGUUCUUUGCUGAUAUUGCUUUGUCUCCUAUGGAGGCGGCCAAAGUGAAAAUCCAGACCACUCCAGGAUUCGCGAAUACUCUCAGAGAGGCCUGGCCGAGAAUUAUGCGUGAAGAAGAUUGAGAAUGAUACUGGAAAUCUGAUGAAAUAUAAACUAGUCGGUGGAAGAUUGAAGCUGAAAGUCGGAGUAAACCCAUGUAACUCGUAAGUUUGACUGCCAAAAAGGUGUGCAGCGUUUGAGGAAUGCGGAGCACCUCAAGUUGGCAACCAUUCGAAUUAAUUCAGUGUGACUCGACGAAAAAUCGAAGGCAUUAGAAGAUCCACUGCUUGAAGAUUAUACUGUAUCUGUAACAGGUGAUCAGCCAUUACUUGGGUCUUAUUAAGUUGUCUUCGUUUACAUUCAUUAUUGAGUCUUUCGAAGAAGUUGGGAUCCUCUACAACAUCUAAAUAUGAAAAACUUCCACUUUCGUUAUUGAAAUCUUUCGCUUUAAUAAACAUAAUACCACUGUCAACUUUAGAUAGCGCCGGUUUCAUCCAGUAACACUUUCCUGAAGUAUUUAGGUUCCUCACUUCUUUUCAAAAGUCAGAUCAAAGAGGUUUUUGUGUUUACAUCCACCAAGCUUAGCAGCCCAAUUAAGACGCACAACAGUUUCAAUUUUUUCCUAACAUUGGUCACAGACCAAUGUACAGUAAGGCGUAGUUUUCACUUUAUGUGCAGGUGUAACUCUGCAUUUUACAAUGCAUUUAGUACCUUCACGUUUCAACUGAACAUAACUAAUAGCAUCCUCACUAUACGAAUAUCUACUUGCCCUGGAAAAUAUCGUGUCACAUUCGCAAAUCUGUACUUAUUUCCGCGCUUGUAUAUGAUGGUUUUGAAGAAGUAAAUUACAUCACUGCAUAACUGUCAAUUUUGGGCAAAUUGUCACUUGUCCCUUUUACAAAUCCGGCUUCCAUAAUUGUACGAACUUACGCAGUACUCAAUAGUUGUCAACUAGAAACCACGUGGCCGAGCGCACAGGUG
Messenger RNA from Acanthoscelides obtectus, 2498 nucleotides. Lineage: Eukaryota; Metazoa; Arthropoda; Insecta; Coleoptera; Chrysomelidae. The record is from the annotation of a GenBank genome assembly.